UCAGGGGAAAACAAUUAACAAUAAUUUGAGAGAGUUCAAGGUGAGAGCAUACUAGGGAAAUUAAAAUGGUUGAUGUUAAUGAAAUAGGCUCCUACCCCGGAACACCGAGACCGGCUUCGGCGGCAGCUACGCCUGCGAUAUCGGCUCCUCCUUCGCAGUUUCAUUCUCCGUCACUCACUCGGUCACCGCUUCUUUCCGCGGACGAUCAUAUCCAACCCGCGACCACCAAAACAUCGAGAAAUGUUACCCCGAGGAUUCGAACCCCACGCUUUAUUACUCCGUUGGGAAGUCCAAUUAGAAGGGCUCUUAAGCUUACCAGGCUUGACCCUCAUGAUGCUUGGCUUCCCAUCACUGAGUCGAGAAAUGGAAAUGCCUACUACGCUGCGUUUCAUACUCUCUGUUCUGGGAUUGGUAUUCAAGCCCUUGUGCUCCCUGUUGCUUUCACAAUCCUCGGGUGGUCUUGGGGGGUCAUAACCUUGACAUUGGGCUUCAUAUGGCAGCUUUACACUCUAAACUUACUGGUGCAACUCCAUGAAUCAACGGAAACUGGAAUGCGUUACAGCCGAUAUCUUCAGCUCUGCGGCGCAACUUUUGGUGAGAGAUUGACAAAAUGGCUGGCAAUGCUCCCCAUCAUGUACCUAUCAGCAGGAACAUGCGUGACCCUGAUCAUCAUCGGUGCCACGUCAUGUCAAUUGUUUUUCGAUACUUUAUGCGGAGGAACAUGCUCCGCUCACCCACCGACGACCGUGGAGUGGUACUUGAUAUUCACUUCUUCCGCGGUGCUUCUGUCUCAGCUGCCUAAUUUAAACUCGAUAGCGGGUGUGUCCCUCGUGGGAGCCAUCACGGCUCUUGGGUACUGCACUCUGAUUUGGGUUGUUUCACUUGCUGAGGGCAGAAUGCCUGGAGUAUCAUACAACCCGGUACGAGGAAGAACUGAAGUUAUUAGGAUUUUCGACAUUCUAAAUGCACUUGGGAUCGUUGCUUUUGCGUUUCGAGGCCACAAUCUCAUACUGGAGAUUCAGGCAACCAUGCCAUCCGACGAGAAGCAUCCAUCGCGUGUGCCAAUGUGGAAGGGAGUCAAGGUCGCUUACACGCUCGUGGCAAUGUGCUUAUUCCCUCUUGCAAUCGUUGGCUAUUGGGCUUAUGGUCAAAUGAUACCGGCAGAUGGGGGCAUGCUAACAGCCCUAUUCGCAUUCCACGGGCAAGACACACCCGACUUCAUCCUCGGAUUAACAAGUUUAUUCGUCAUAAUCAGCGCAUUAAGCUCAUUCCAAAUCUACGCAAUGCCGACGUUCGAUGACAUGGAAUCCCUAUACGUUAAGAAAAGGAAGGAGGCAUCCCCGUGGUGGCUCCGAGCAAUUUUCCGAUCUAUGUUCGGUUACAUAUGCUUCUUCGUGGCGGUGGCGAUCCCGUUCUUGGCAAGCUUUGCCGGUCUCGUGGGCGGGAUAUCGUUGCCGGUGACCUUAGCUUAUCCAUGCUUCAUGUGGCUUAAGGUUAAGAAACCCAAGGUUUUUGGGCCAAGAUGGUGGCUGAAUUGGUCGUUGGGUCUCUUAGGGAUGGCUCUAAGUGGAGUUUUGAUAGCGGCUUCGCUCUUUGUUAUUAUUGAUAGGGGUGUUGAAUUGAACUUCUUCAACCCUUAGUAAUUCAAAUAAGUUCUGCAUUAUUGUCAUUAGCAUGAUGUCAUUAAUUCAAAUAAGUUCUGCAUAAAGUUAUGUACUAGAGUUUGGUCAGGCAUAAAUGUGAGAUAUUUUUUUUGUAUACAAAAUAAUAAGAUUCAAAGAGUA
Molecule: messenger RNA, 1784 nt
Organism: Hibiscus syriacus
Lineage: Eukaryota; Viridiplantae; Streptophyta; Magnoliopsida; Malvales; Malvaceae
Product: lysine histidine transporter-like 8
Exons: 7
Coding region: 66-1640 (524 amino acids)
Cellular component (GO): plasma membrane
Source: RefSeq, a predicted model, not a curated record